This is a messenger RNA of Anopheles maculipalpis, 816 nucleotides long. RefSeq lists its product as uncharacterized. Bases 1 to 816 code for a protein of 271 amino acids. Lineage: Eukaryota; Metazoa; Arthropoda; Insecta; Diptera; Culicidae. The transcript has 2 exons. The record is from RefSeq and is a predicted model, not a curated record.
AUGCUGCUGCCAAAGAUGAGGAAGCUAUCGUUUUCGAUGCUAAUACACCUGCUGGUGUUACUGAUCGGCGGUGCAAAGUGUGAACCACAGGAAGGAUACUUUUAUCCACGGCCCACGCCACAAUGCGUGCCACAAGUCUUCACCGAAACGGUCACGGAUUAUGCGACCGAAACGUUGAACCACUUCUUUACGGACGUCAACACGGUGUACCUGACGGACUAUUUGACCUCCACCGUGGUCAAUCCGGUGCUUAUCACCUCCACCGAGUAUGCCGUAUCGACAGUGUUCGUUCCACAGCUAGAAUAUGUGACGGAAACAAGCACCCUGGUGUUGCAACCGAGCCCAGUCAUCCAGUACGUUACCGAAACCGUGGUCUCGACAGUGUUCUCACAGGGAGACUUUAGUGGUGGUGCCGCUGUCAACACUUAUCUCCCACCGGAACCGGCUCCACUGCCAGUGCCUUUGCCCCUGCCGAAUCCGGUAAUUAUUAACAACGGUCUUCAGGUACAGCAACCACCACUACCGCCGCCGCCACCCUACAUCCCACCGCCGCAGGUAUCUCUGCCCCCGGUGCUGGAGCAUCCCGUAACACAUCAACCGUUCCUUCCUGCGCUUGACGAAAACUUCCAAGGACAUCGUUUGCUCGGUGAGCCGAGCAUUGGUGCGGAUGCAUUUGGAGGUGUUCACUCGCUGCCGAACGUUCACGCAGUGCCACCGACGUACGACGAUCACGACGGCUAUCGCUACAAACGCAAGCUGGCGGAGGAAACGACGAAAAAAUCGACCACCACAACGGUUUCACCAAAGUCGGCGUGA